AUGGAAGAAAGUGAUGAACCUGAACAGCCUAUCUCCUUGGGGAGGCAGGAAUUUAGAAGGAGAAGACGACCCAGCCAACCGAUGGUAGACAAGUCCCAGCAGACAGAUGCGACAGAAAAAAAGAAACCUGUGGCUGCAGUACAACCUCCUGCCCCCAAAGCUACCCUCAGUAUUGGUAGUAUUUCUGGAAGCAAAGGCAACCCCUCUGGUAAAGAAUACGAGUCUCUUAGACUUUCUUCUCAACUUCAGCAAACUUGGACAAAGAGAAAGCGUGGCAUGGAAAUGACUGAUAAAUCUCUACAGACAGACGUUCCUGUGGAAGAAAAAGUCCUAUUCAUUGACAAAACCCUUACCCUCGAAGAACACCCAGCCAGUAUUGGAGAAACAGCUCUUGAAUUGCCACAGAGUGUUCCAGAAGUAGAGAUUCCAACAAGCAGACCCACAACUCACUUAAUAGACAGAUCUCAGCAGACCAGCUGUACUGGUGACUGGAGUCUGUUCAACAUUUGUCCUAUAGAUAAAGUGGACAAAGAGCAGCAGACAUACUUUAGUGAGUUAGAAAUUACUAUCAUGUCUAUGCCAGGCAGUUCCCUGGUUAAGUCAAAGGAGGAAACAAUACCUGUUGCCCAAGAGGGUUCCUUGUUGGAAGUAAAUGGUUGUCUUGAAAUAGAGGUACUGUCAACUGAAAAAAUCUCGGAUGCCAUAAUGCCUUUCACUGAAGGGGAGUUUUCUGGUGAGAUCCAGGCUCUACCAGCUGAUGAGUUUCCUUCUGUAGAAGCUCCUGUUGACAUCAUUCAACUGUCAGUGCAAGGGGCUCUUUCAGAUAAGUCUUUUGAUAAACAGAAACCUCAAGGAGAUGAAGUGGCCCCUUCAGAACUUCCUACUGAAAUUCUGGUUGCACUCUCACAAGAAGUGCUUGCAAAAGUCCAAAAUUUAGCAACCGAGGCUUUCCUUGAAAGCUCAGGCAAAGUAGAGCCUGCUGCUGCUGCUGAAGAAUCCACUGAUGGAGUUCAAUAUCUACCAUCUGAGGAGGCUUCUAAAGAAAUACCUGUGGAAGUUCAGCCACCAUUAGAUGAGCAAGCAAUAGAAGCGAUACCUGCAGAAAUUGUUCUUGUACUAGAUGAGAAAGUUCCUGCAGAAGAGGUCUUUGAAGGAGGUCAGCCUCCAUCAAUCGAGGAAGUCCCUGCAGAGAAGACUCCUGCAGAAGUUCAGCUUCCAUCAGCAGAGGAUGCUCCAGUUGAAGUGGCGCCUUCAGAAGAGGCUCCUGUAGAAGUUUUGCCUCCACCAGCUGAGGAGGCCCUUGCAGCAGACAUCCUUGCAGAAGUUCUGCAUUCACCCACUGAAGAGGCUCCCAAAGAAGACCACUCUGAAGUAAUUCAGACUUCACCAGCCGAGGAAGCCCCUGGGGAAGAGACUUCUGCAGAAGUGCCACCUCCACCAACUGAGGAGGCCCCUGCAGAAGAAGUUCCACCUCUACCAACUGAGGAGGCCCCUGCAGAAGUUCUACCCCCACCAGCUGAGGAGGCCCCUGCAGAAGUAGUUCCACCCCCACCAACUGAGGAGGCCCCUGCAGAAGAAGUUCCACCCCCACCAACUGAGGAGGCCCCUGCAGAAGUAGUUCCAUCCCCACCAACUGAGGAGGCCCCUGCAGAAGAAGUUCCACCCCCACCAACUGAAGAUGCCCUUGUAGAAGAAGUUCCACCUCCACCAACUGAGGAGGCCCUUGCAGAAGAAGUUCCACCUCCACCAACUGAGGAGGCCCCUGCAAAAGAAGUUCCACCCCCACCAACUGAAGAUGCCCUUGCAGAAGAAGUUCCACCUCCACCAACUGAGGAGGCCCCUGCAAAAGAAGUUCCACCCCCACCAACUGAAGAUGCCCUUGUAGAAAAAGUUCUACCCCCACCAGCUGAGGAGGCCCCUGCAGAAGAAGUUCCACCCCCACCAACUGAGGAGGCCCCUGCAGAAGUAGUUCCAUCCCCAUCAACUGAGGAGGCCCCUGCAGAAGUAGUUCCAUCCCCACCAACUGAGGAGGCCCCUGCAGAAGAAGUUCCACCCCCACCAACUGAGGAGGCCCCUGCAGCAGUAGUUCCAUCCCCACCAACUGAGGAGGCCCCUGCAGAAGUAGUUCCACCCCCACCAACUGAGGAGGCCCCUGCAGAAGAAGUUCCACCCCCACCAGCUGAGGAGGCCCUUGUAGAAGAAGUUCCACCCCCACCAACUGAAGAUGCCCCUGCAGAAGAAGUUCCACCCCCACCAGCUGAGGAGGCCCCUGCAGAAGAAGUUCCACCCCCACCAGCUGAGGAGGCCCCUGCAGAAGAAGUUCCACCCCCACCAACUGAAGAUGCCCCUGCAGAAGAAGUUCCACCUCCACCAACUGAGGAGGCCCUUGUAGAAGAAGUUCCACCCCCACCAGCUGAAGAGGCCCCUGAAGAAGAAGUUCCACCCCCACCAACUGAAGAUGCCCCUGCAGAAGAAGUUCCACCUCCACCAACUGAGGAGGCCCUUGUAGAAGAAGUUCCACCCCCACCAUCUGAGGAGGCCCCUGCAGAAGAAGUUCCACCCCCACCAACUGAAGAUGCCCUUGUAGAAGAAGUUCCACUGCCAACAACUGAGGAGGCCCCUACAGAAGAAGUGCUACCUCCACCAGCUGAUGAGGCUCCUGCAGAAAUGGCUCCCACAGAAGUUCAACCUCCUCCUCUUGAGAGAGCUCCUCUUGAAGGUUUUCCUCUAGAAGAAGAAGUUGUGGUUCCACAAGCUGAAGAGACCCCUCUAGAAUAUUCACCUGUUGAAAUGCAGCCUCUGCCAGCUGAGGAGGAUAUUGCAGAAGGGGUCCUAGUUGAAUUUCAGGCUCUUCCAGCUGAGGAAUCCCCUGCAAGAGAGGCUACUGCUGAAGUCCAGCCUUUAUCAUUUGGGGGUGCUCCGAUAGAAGAAGGCCCUGCUGAUGUUCAGCUUCCAGCAGCUGAAGUGGUUCCUGCAGGAGAGGCUUCUGAAGUUCAGCCUCUAUCAUUGGCACCUGUAGAUGAGGUCCCUGCAGAGGUUCGAUUACCACAAACUGAAGAGACUCCUCUAGAAGGGGAUCCUGUUGAAGUUCAAUCUCUACCAGCUGAGGAGGUCUUUACCAUAGUGGUCCCAGUUGAAGGAGGCACUGUAGAAGAGUCUCCUGUUGUUGAACAGCCUUCCAACACUGACACGGUUCCUAUUCAAGAGUUGCCCAUGCAAGAGACACCAACUGAAGCUCCACUUCCACCUUCUGAGCAAGCCCCUGAAGAUAAAACUCUACUGAAAGAACAUCAAUUGUCCCCAGUAGCAAAUGUCUCAGAGAAAGAAUUAGAGUCUUCUUUGACAGAUAAUAGAAACUCUGAAGGAGCAGAUCUUGUUCCCGCAGAUGUGUCUAGGAGCAAGGAGGAACCUAUCUCCACUUUCAAAAUAGAAGGUACCAUUAAAAUAGAGUUAAAAAACUCCUCCUCCUGA
Molecule: messenger RNA, 3471 nt
Organism: Onychomys torridus (southern grasshopper mouse)
Lineage: Eukaryota; Metazoa; Chordata; Mammalia; Rodentia; Cricetidae
Gene: Fscb
Product: fibrous sheath CABYR binding protein
Exons: 2
Coding region: 1-3471 (1156 amino acids)
Biological process (GO): negative regulation of protein sumoylation
Cellular component (GO): sperm fibrous sheath; sperm principal piece
Molecular function (GO): calcium ion binding
Source: RefSeq, a predicted model, not a curated record